AUGACCCAACUCAAUCGCCAACGAGAACUCGUUGCACGACUAAAGUCAGUCAAGUACCUACACGCGGUGCGAGAAUAUAACGCGUCGGCCGACUCGCUAGCAACGGAAGCAUUGGAAAACAAGUCGUCAAGCGUUACAUCCGACGAGCCUAGGCUAGCAGAGUUGAGGUCAUUGAACCGCAUUCAAGAGGUCAUUUAUGCACCCAUCACGGAGUCUUCGGCGGACGAACCCUCGGUUAGCAUUGCACAAGCACAAGUUCAGACGCGACAUUUGCGACACAUGGAACCGUCACAGCGAUCCGGAACCGUCCUGGAGCCGCGUCGAAAAAAUUUCUUCGAUUUUGUGCGAAGGGACAUAGGUGACCUAAUGGUAACGACCAGACUCCAAGCUAAGACGAAGCCUAAACGCGUAAGAUUUGCCGACGAAACCUCGGUGACAGGUGGAGAAGACGUAACACAACGGGAGGAAGCCAACGGUGUGCCAACAGAGGACUCGGUCCGUCUGGAAGCAGAGUUUUCAAGAGUAACGGCACCCAACGUUCUCCGCGGGGAAGAAUCAACCCUAACGUACCGUGCAGCGAGAGACGCGUGGAAAAUGUCCGAUCACUUCGUCCUGAGUGAGGACAAUGUGCUUUACUAUGUGGGAACGAGGCCUCUGAAGAGUGAACAACAACAAGAAAACACGAUGCUGCGUCUAGUAGUACCCUCAACGAUGAUUCAAGAUGUACUACAGAACUGUCACGACUCGUUAGAAGGAGGCCAUCAAUGGAUUGCUCCGACUUUCUACAGAUUGGAUUAUUACUGGAUCGGUCUAUACGCAGACGUGACGAGGCACGCGCGGUCCUGUCCCGACUGUAGCUCAAGCAAAAGCCAACCAACGAUUCGUGGAUACUCUCCGCGGAACAUACUAGCGGAACGACCGUUUCAGGUUGUUUCGAUGGAUUAUGUAAUACCCUUACCGAAGUCUCAGCGGGGUAACACAGCGCUCUUACUAUUCCAAUGCGCAUUCACGGGGUAUGUAAUUGGCAAGGCUAUGGCAGACACGACUGCUCUUAGAGUAGCUCAAGCGUUUGAAAAAUGCGUGUACCGGAGGUUCGGUGCACCUUCCCUCAUCAGGCAUGACAGGGACCCUCGAUCCAUGAGCGAAGUGUUCCAGUCGUUCACCGAAAUGAUGCAAUCAAGGUCUAGGGCAACGCUGAGCUAUCGGUCUCAAGCCAAUGGCCAGCAAGAGCGCUCGGUUAAACCUGUCAUGCAAUCAGUGCGUGUGUAUGCGGAAGAUUCACUGCAACAAGACUGGGACGAGAUUGCCGAAAAGUUGAUCUUUGCGACCAACAACCCAAUGGACACAACGAGGAAAUACGACCCUUUUUCCUCGUCCAUGGGUGGGAUGCUCAGUCCACACUCAAGGCGAUGUCCUCGUCGCUCAAACGAGGACUCGGUCGACAGUCAGAUGCACUGGCAUAGCGUCGAGAAGUGA
This is a messenger RNA of Phytophthora megakarya, 1476 nucleotides long. The record is from the annotation of a GenBank genome assembly. NCBI's taxonomy places the organism in Eukaryota, Oomycota, Peronosporomycetes, Peronosporales, Peronosporaceae.